Messenger RNA from Oreochromis niloticus (Nile tilapia), 1442 nucleotides. Its product is annotated as permeability factor 2. The transcript has 4 exons. Gene Ontology annotation, biological process: chemotaxis; immune response; defense response. Gene Ontology annotation, molecular function: chemokine activity. NCBI's taxonomy places the organism in Eukaryota, Metazoa, Chordata, Actinopteri, Cichliformes, Cichlidae. Gene Ontology annotation, cellular component: extracellular region. The record is from RefSeq and is a predicted model, not a curated record. Bases 602 to 925 code for a protein of 107 amino acids.
AACUGACUGCACUCAGAGUUAAGGAGAGUGCAACAGAAAAAGUAAAAGAUUAGGCAUCAGCGCUUCUGCUGUCUAAAUUGUUGAUAUUAGACUGAUCGUGUAAAGAGAUUUCACUUCUCUGGAAGUAGCUCAGCAACACAAAAGUUCAUUUAUUCUCAAGACUCACACAUUAGUGACUGGAGUGAGUUCAAACAUGAAAAGUGAAAUCUGACGUCACUUUCAGCAAAUACAAGCGACACCUGAAGGAAGGCAUGUCUCAACAUGAACAAGUCACAGACAAAGUCCUUAUGAUUAGGUGAACGUAGAAAGUUUAAAUGCCAAAGGAUUGCAACAGCAGGAUAUCCAGUGUGGGAGAAUGCAAAUCAAAAAACACAUUUUUAUUGCAGCCACUUCUUAGGAAGACAUUCUUGGACGGGGUCCACGUGCCUGUGAGUGUAUAUAAGGAGGUUCAGAGAUGAUGAACCUCAGUCCUGCACACUCAGGCAGCUCAAGAAGAGAAGGAGACGCACAGCAGCAGAGAUCCUUCAUAUCUGAGAAGAACAAAUCAGUUGAAGACUGAGCCUUCAGUAGAUCCUCCACUCACUAAUUGAAAAGCUUUAAGAUGAAGACAAGUGUUGCCAUCCAGUGCAUCGUUCUCCUGGCCUGCAUGGCCCUUUGCACUUCAGUAGUUAUUCCAAGGUGCCGCUGUGUGAAGACCAGUAAGUCUGUAAGGAUCACUCUCAUCACUCAACUCAAGGUUCAUGACCCUCGUCCACACUGCAACAAGAGAGAAGUCAUUGUCACACUGAAGGAUGGGAGUGAACGGUGCCUCGAUCCUGAGUCACAAUUCACCAAAAUGCUGCUGGAAAAACUGAAUCAGAUGAAAAAUAUUCCCGUCAGCCCUCAAACAACCACAUCACCAGCCAUAGUGCAAGAAUCACCAUGAUCCACUUUGCAUGUUUAGUGCUGGUACAACAUGUGUGGAUCAAGAAGAAGGAGCAGCACAGCUCUGGUUCUCACCACAAAAUAGAAAUGCAAAGUAGACACUGACGGCUACAACUGACAGCAUGAUGUAAAUGGAUUUAAUAUGAGAUGUAAAAUAUUUAUUAUACAAGUUCUCAGUCAUUUUUUUCUGGAGACAAUCAGGGACGGGUGUUGGAAAUCUUGUCCUUCAGUCUGUCUUCAGAUUGAAUUUCUGAUUAAUAAGCAUAUAUUUUAUUUAAAAAGUAUGUUCUUUGAUUAGUUUUGUGUCAGACAGCAGUGCUCUUAUUCAGUGCACAUGCAGACAUGAUGUGAGCAGAUGUGUGUCAUAAAUAUGAGCAGUGGUUAUAGGUUAUUAUGUAAUUUAUCUAUUAUUUAAAGGGUUUGUAAACAAUUAAAGAAUAGAACUUCAGUGGAUACAGCAUGUUUAUGUACCAUGUUUGUUUUUGAUGCUGAAAAGUUCCUCAAAAUAAAUAAUAAAU